AUGAAUGUCCUCGAGCUAACCAUAUCUACCUUCCACGAUGCUCUUCGCCAACAGAUCACUAGCUGCGCUGCGGUCGUGCACGCAUAUCUCGACCGCAUCGCGCACCAUGACCCGACACUCAAAACACUCAUCGCCAUCAACCCCAAAGCAUUGGCCAUAGCCACUGAAAAAGAUAAAGAGUCCACUCAAUUUCUCCAAAAUGGCAUUCCUUUCCCGCCUUUACACGGAGUGCCCAUAAUCCUCAAAGACAACUACACCACCUAUGACCUGCCCACUAGCGCCGGGGUUGCAGCACUGCGCACCCUUCGCUCAACCGACAGCGCCAUCGUGCACCAUCUCCGCACCGCAGGCGCAAUCAUUCUCGCCAAGGCAAAUCUCCACGAAUUCGCGCUUCAUGGCACCACCACCUCAUCACUGGGUGGCCAAGCCCGCAACCCCUAUGACUUGACUCGCACACCGGGUGGAUCUUCGGGCGGCACUGCUGCUGCACUGGCGGCCAAUCUGGGGUUGGUGGGAUGCGGUACUGAUACAAUGAAUUCAUUGCGAUCGCCAUCAUCUGCAUGUGCUGUUGUGGGGUUUCGACCUUCGAAGGGGAAUGUUUCUCAGAAGGGAAUUGUGCCUGUGUCAGUGACACAGGAUAUGGCUGGGCCUAUGGGGAGGACUGUUGGUGAUGUUCGGAUCCUUUAUGAGGUGAUGAGACAUGGGAAUGGCGGAACACCCAUGGCCGUAUACGCGUGGGGGGUCUUGGAGACAUACUUCAAGCUUGAAGAGAAGAAUCCAGAUCUUCCCAAGAAAGUCAUUCUUGAGAAUGAAUUGGUCCAGAAGAUUGUUCACACCGCUCUGAAAACUAUUGAAGCUAAUGAUGCCGAUAUCGAAUUGGUUUCUAUCGAUUCUUCCUGUUACGACUGGAGUCUCACAACCCUACUCACCACAGUCGAUACACAACCCUUUGAGUUCAAAGAUUGCCUGGAACAGUUCCUCCAAUCACCUGAGAUCUCUUCACCAUACCAUACUCUCCAGUCUAUAAUCGAAAGCGGAGAGUACGACAUGAACGCCGUAACAGACGUGUUCUACGCAUCUCUGAAGGAUCCCACGACAUACUCUCGCACUAGCGCCGAAUACAAAACCCGUCUGGAAAAGGUCGCGAAACUGAAGCAGUCUGUUCAGUCAUGCUUCAACGAGAAUAUUCUUGAUGCAUUGGUAUAUCCCCAUCAGCGACAAUUGGCUAUUGAGAUCGGACCAACCAUCCAGCCCCGGCGAAAUGGUGUGUUGGCAGCGUUGACGGGGAAUCCUGCUGUUUGUCUUCCUGCUGGAUUUAGUCCGCCGACUGCGAGUGCGCCCCUGGGUGUGCCUAUUGGACUAGAGUUGAUGGGUCGACAUGGGUGUGACGAAGAGCUUCUAUCUCUUGCAGAGCGCGUCGAAGGAAUUCUCCGUGUCAGAAGACCCCCAGAUCUAAGCAUGAUACACAGACAAGUCAAGUCGCAAUAG
This is a messenger RNA of Penicillium maclennaniae, 1488 nucleotides long. RefSeq names its product amidase. The transcript is spliced from 3 exons. NCBI's taxonomy places the organism in Eukaryota, Fungi, Ascomycota, Eurotiomycetes, Eurotiales, Aspergillaceae. The coding region runs from base 1 to 1488 and encodes 495 amino acids. The record is from RefSeq and is a predicted model, not a curated record.